Messenger RNA from Morus notabilis, 415 nucleotides. RefSeq names its product em protein H5. NCBI's taxonomy places the organism in Eukaryota, Viridiplantae, Streptophyta, Magnoliopsida, Rosales, Moraceae. The coding region runs from base 69 to 356 and encodes 95 amino acids. The transcript has 2 exons. Gene Ontology annotation, cellular component: cytosol. The record is from RefSeq and is a predicted model, not a curated record. Gene Ontology annotation, biological process: response to abscisic acid.
CAUCAUUAAUCUAACGACGACGACAACAACAACAUUUGAUCGUAAGAAGAGUGAUUCCAGUAAGAGAGAUGGCUUCGAAUCAGCAAGACCUGAGCAGGCAAGAACUCGACGCCAGGGCCAAGCAGGGUGAGACCGUCGUCCCUGGUGGCACUGGCGGCAAAAGCCUCGAAGCCCAAGAGCACCUCGCUGAAGGGAGGAGCCGAGGAGGGCAGACGAGGAAGGAGCAGCUGGGCAAAGGAGGGUAUCAGGAAAUGGGGCGCAAGGGUGGGUUGAGCACCAGCGAGGAGUCUUCGGAGGAGCGUGCACAGCGCGAGGGCAUCCCCAUCGACGAGUCCAAGUUCAGGACUAAAAGCUAAGCCACCUUAGAACGUCGUCGUUUCGUUUUGUUUCUAUAUAUAUACGAUCAAUAUGCAUG